Molecule: messenger RNA, 14855 nt
Organism: Porites lobata
Lineage: Eukaryota; Metazoa; Cnidaria; Anthozoa; Scleractinia; Poritidae
Source: the annotation of a GenBank genome assembly
GCCUUUAUUGCUGUCACGUGAUUACUUGAAACAACAUUAAACAUGGCGGACGAAGAAGAAGUUGAACCUGGAUUAAAAGCGGACCCAUACGGACCGCGUUUGAUCGAACUUUACCGAGGGGAAAAUGGAUUUGGAUUUAACGUUCGUGGCCAAGUGUCUGAGGGGGGACAACUUAAGUCUAUAAACGGUGAAUUAUAUGCUCCGUUGCAGCACGUAAGUGCCGUUUUGGAGAACGGCCCAGCACAUUGUGGAGGUCUUCGCAUAGGAGACAGAAUCCUCGAAGUGUAAGAAGAUUUACGUUUUUGUUGUUGUGAUUUUUGACAAGGGAAACCUUUCUUUUUUAAAGAACUCGAUGCUUCCCCGGAAUACUGAUUUUCCAAUUUUUGCACGUUAAAUGAAUUGAAGGUGAAAGUUGCAACGAUUUGUUUCUGACAAGGACUUAAUUAAGGCAUGUACACAGUGAACGCUAGCUGUUUGUUUCACAACUUGUUUUCUAGACAGCUGUCUUAACGAUGUUUUCGCUGUCAUUUGGAGUGAUAAAAAUGAGGCACAGGAUAUUUACUUUGUCGCCAACAAUUUUCCUGUUUGAUUUCUGGAGAUUUCUCAAGUACUUUAUAUACAGUAAUAAAAAUACUUGGAGUGGCGUUGUGGCUGUCCGAUAGGUCAAGGUUAAUUGAAUGUAAUCGAAUUAAUGUAUGAUAAUACCACCGAAAUCUACUGCUGUUACUCUUUUGGUGAUUGUUCAAGUGGCUGUACUUGAGCUUAAAAUAGAACAGAGAUCUACUUAAGCCGCCAUAACCAGUUUGUAAUGUGAACAAUUCCUGGAGCAGUCAAUCGAUAAAAAUCGGUAGCAAUCAAGUGAUUUUUAUCAAUUGAUACCGGAAAUUGGUGAAAAUCAAUAAACUAAAUUGCUGUGUCAAAAUAUCGAUUUUUCAUGAUUUUAACGAUUUAUAAUGGAAGUCCGCCUCUGUGGUUCAAUGUAUUUUGGCAAAAGUUAGAUAGUACAGCUGAGAAAACACAUCUACGAGUAACAACUAAUCAACAAACAUGAAAAGUUAGACAGUACAGCUGAGAAAACACAUCCACGAGUAACAACGAAUCAAAAAACAUGAAAAUGUGGAAACUAUUACACACACGUUUCUCUCUAAAACCUGGUAUUUUGUUCAAAAUAACAAAAACAGUUCAGUUUAAUUACAUCCAGUUCUUGCUGGCAAGUGUCAGGAGAAAUAUAACCCCGAUAAAGAUCUCCUAUCCUGAAUUUCAGACAACCUCCCGAGUUGAAGGGGCCAGUGUCUGAACUAGAUUCAGAUUACCCUAGAUAGAUUUUCAUCAUUUUCCAUUAUCGAUCGAUAAAAAUCACUCAAUUGCUGACAAUUUCCAUCGAUUUCGAUUUUAUUUUAUCUAUUGGCUACUCCGGGAUGUAGCUAUUCCUGGAAUUCUGAACGGAAUUCGUGGCAGGUCUAAAUUGUGAGAAACGGGGUACCUUUAAACUGGGCCAAAAUCAGCCAUCAGAUGAAGAUUUUAAACCUGGUUUUAAAGAAAAGAUAAGAUUUUUUUAAAAGAUGUUUUUUAAUAAAGUGAGGGCAGUUGUUUGAUCCUUUGAGUCUCAUUCUUAUUCUUAGCAAUGGUGAAAAUGUGGAGGGAGCGACACACAAACAUGUUGUGAACCUGAUUAAAAAAGGAGGGGAUAAGUUAACAUUGGUGGUUAUAUCUGUGAGUCAACAUGCUGCUGAAAAGCUGGAUAGUGAUAGCUCAUCUGGAGGCGAGGAUUAUGAUUAUUCAGACAAGUGUGUUAUACCAUUAUCCAUACCAGAGAUGCGUCAAGUCACUAGUAAUGGUGAAACGUACAUGGUAGGUAAUGCGAGUCUCGUUACACUUGUCCCAAGGACACGACAAGCACAUCUCAUAUUUUGCUUGCUAAGGUCAGCCCUGUGCUUGGGUUAGUUUGGGGUCUUACAAAAUGCAAUGCAGUUAUAAAAUGUAUUGUAGUUACAAAAUGACUGAGACCUAGUCAUUUGCCCAUAGGGCAAGUGAGUAUAAACAGGGUACAUCUGGACAGGACGUUUUUCAAGCUCCGAUAGCAAGCAGCAUAUAUCACUCUUUUUGAGAAGAAGUCAUAAAUAGUUGUGAACUUAUUGUUCAGGGCUCAAAAAAAUUCCCAACCUACAAACAAGUCAAUUUCCUUGCUGAGCAAGUAACUUUCUAAAAAGAGUAAGAAGUGGCUCCAGGCAAGCAUAAAAUGUGACUAGAGCUGCUUUACUAAAAGACAAAUUGGAAUUCAAGUCUUUUUGAGCCCUAUGUUGUGUAACCUCUUAAGAGCCCUGGAUUACAAACUGUCUAUAGUAAACUGAACUGAUGCAGCAAUCUUCCCUUCAAUCAAGCGCAUUUCUUUAUUUUCAAAUUACACGUCCAACGCAUUAAGUACCAAAUUAUUUGUUCUUAUUAUUUUAGGUUUAUAAUAUAUAUUUUGAAGACAAGCAUAUUUGUUCCAGAAGAUACAAAGAAUUUUCAAAUUUACAUAACAAGGUGAGAAAUUCAGUUUAUUUACAAAUUUUUACUGUCAAAAAUUUUAUGAGUACUAUUAAAACGUCAACAGAUUAUUUUACGAAUAUAUUUGUUAACAUGGUCUACAGGAACAAAAUGAAAGCAGCAUCUUAUCUGAUGGGGUACUGGGUACGAGUCUGGUACAAUAUCAACAAGUUAUAAACAUUUAAUAAUAAUCUUAAAACCUUGCAAAUUUUAUAACAGCAAUUCAUUAUGAGUUUAGAAUAUCUUGCAUGUUCUUGAGUUUUUCUAAAAUUCAAAACCCAUAGUUAUCAUGAAAUACUAUGCCCAAAAACAAAAUAUGGAAAGUAAUAAAUAUAGAGUCAGCUCUCUCUAAGACAGAAACCUAUGGGAGUGUCACUAAUUGCCGACUAUAAGAGUGAUGUCUGUCUUAAGAGACUCAAGUAAAGGGAGUAAGGAAAGGCAGAGGCCAACUCUGCAGUAAAAGAGGUGUCUUUUAAGAGAGAGUGGACUGUAAUAAGUAGAGAGCUAAUUAUCACUUUUAUACCUUAAAUUUAGCUCAAAAAGGAGUUCAGAGAUUUUCAGUUUCCAAAGUUCCCUGGGAAAUGGCCAUUUAAUUUGUCAGAUCAACAGUUAGAAUCUCGAAGGAAAGGUCUGGAAUCCUACCUUGAACAAGGUAAUAUUAAUAAAUAAAAUUGUUAUCUAUUUUGUAUAUUCAGCAUAAAGUCGAAUGAAACCAUAGCAUGUCAGUAAUAAUAAUAUUAUUUUUAGGCUUCAGUGUAGUUUCUCUCUCAUAACUUGCUUGGAACCUGGUGAUCUUCAAUAAUACUUCAUCAUUAUCCUCUUCAUUAUUCUAAAUAGAUUUUGUAGCAGUAAUGAUUCUCUGUCUUGCCUAUUCUGUACUUGUUCUUACAAUAGCAAAUUGCAGCAAGGUUUUCUCAAGAAGCCUUGUGAUUAAUGUAUCUUAGACUUGUACCUAUUGUUUGCAAACAAAUUUAUUGUAAGGUUGCAGGUAGUGUCAUUUUAGAAACCAUAAACCACAAAGGCCCUCUUACAAAAAACGUAAACCUUGUUAAGAAUUUCAAACCAUAUCCAGGCCCUGAAAAAUUUUUUGUCCUCAUUUUAAUAUUGAUUGUUUCAACUUUUAUGUGGGCUUGAAAAACUCUUAAAACUCUUUUGUCCUCAUUGUAUUUGUCUCAAGCUCUGCCAGUUUGACAUUAAGCAUUCUCUUUCAGGGUGGACAAUUUUGGUGUUUCUUAAACAUCCAAUAAAAGCAUUUGUUUUUUUUUUUUGUGCCACUCAUUGUGAAUCACAAAUCAGACUUGGUUGUCAGACUAUGGUAAAAGAGAAUAAUGUCUUAAAGUAUGAACCACUUGUUGGUUCAUACUUUAAGAAGUGCGUAUAUCAACUUAGUUUUGGAUGCACUUGGGAAGUUUGGAGAGCACUCACUAGCCUACACUUAUUCUUCUCUCAUGCUCUCCAAACUUCCCACAUGCAUCCAUAAUUUGAUACAGCUGUAUACGCUUGCUAAGUAUAAACCAAUUCUUAAAUACAGGGGAAUUGUAAGAUAGAUGAGAAUGAGCUGACUCACAUUGUUUCAUUGCAGUAAAUUCUGUGAGAAUUAUAGGAGAAUCAGAUAUCAUGGAAGAAUUCCUGAAAUCCUCUGAAAACCAUGUUGUGGUAAUUUUAACAUUUCAUUGAUUUCACCAACCUGUUUCUUGUCGAUAAUAUCAAUGCUUACCGAAAGUGAAACUUGACUAAAAUAGAUGUAUGCACCUAGAAUAAUUUUCACAGUAGUCUGCACUCUUUUUAUGUACUUCACCUUCUGUAGGUAAAAUAGUAUUAAACACCAUCAGUACCCACUAAUAUAUGUUAACUAACAACUGUUAUUGUGAACAAAAAUUGAUUGAAGUUUGGGUCUCCACUACACUAUAAAUGUGCCAGUAUGUUUUAUGGCGAAAGGUUAGAUAUAUAUUUUUCACCUAAGAUCCCUUUUUGACUGGUCAAAUAUUUUAAAAGUAAUAUUUUACAGAAAAAUGAUACUCCACAAACCUAGAGAAACAUUGAAAUGACAAGUAUUAGUACUGCAAAACAACUAACUUACACAAAACUACUGAGUACUAUGGACAACUUAAAAAAAAAUGAGGAUAAUAUAGCACUGGCAAACUAACAUAAAGAAAAAAAAUUAUUUUGACGGCCUUUUUGUGCCAGAGAAAUUCAAAUUUACAACAUCUAGGCGUAGUUAUGAUCGACUGGAAACAACAUAACUAUAUCAGUUUGCUUUUUGUCCCACUGUACAGUGCUGUUCAUUAACAGUUAUGAUAAGACAACAUAACUGGCCUUCAAAAGAUUUGACCAGUCAAUAGCCAUUUCUGGCUGGAAAUUGUCCGUUGACAGACUGGGCAAUAUUUCAAACUCUGUGUAUGGGACAAUGUUGAGAUCUUGAGGAAGCAAAAUUAUUUAACUGGAUCUCUUAACUGUAGUCCUGUUUGGGAUAAUUUAAACAUGUUAUUUGAUCCUUCCUAUACUUCUGUAAGUGACAAUAAUGAGCGGGGAUGUAGCUAAGGAAAAGCUUAGCAGGCUUUUUUAUCAGUCAAGCUGGCUAUUUUACUCAAGUGCUCUUUCAAAAUUGCUCCAUGCUAUUGUUUACCAGAGCAGUUUGUGCCAGUGAAAUAAGCCGAUGGCUGGCUCUCAGGGACACCCCUGAUGACAUGAAGCUCUUCUUUUUUCUGUAAUCACUAGGAGAAAGACACAGAAGAUGGUAAAAUGAAAGUUGAGUUGAGAAUAUAUUUGCCUGAUGAUGCCAUUACAACGGUAACUGUGUUGAGAUGUCACAGGACGGAGGAAGUGUUUAAGGUAAAGACUAUUAACUUAGAACAUUGCAGGAUGAUGAGAAAACUCUGAAUGAUGGUCAUGCAUUUCUACAAAAACGUUUUUCAGUUGGCCUUGACAUUACAUGGUAGAAACACGAUUUUAGAUCAUUCUGACUUUAUCUAAUUGAGUCACUCUGAGUUUUAAGGCUAGGCCUCAGUUCUUUGAAGAAUAGCAUUUCGUAAACAAGGCAGUCAAAUGUCUAAAAUGGCACUUCUUGAGAACCCAAAAUUGACCCUCAUUAAGAAGAUUUUUGUCACCAUGCACUUCUAGAAAAUCACAUGUGAGUGCUUCACUUUGCCAGUCCAUUUUAACAAGGAAGUCCGUGGUUCCUUACAAAACGCCUACCACCCCCUCAAUGCUUUUUUUACAGGCAACUUUAAAACAGAAAAACACUCAGAGUGAUUUGCACUGUUACAUGUCAGAUAGUUUAUCCAGAGCCAUUGGCUAAGGACUAUGUGAAAAUGUGAUGGAAUUACAGCCUUUUCUCAUUUUGUAUUCUAUUUCAAGGCCUUGGUACAGAAGCUCAAUCUGAGCCAGGAAAAUGCUUUUAACUUUGCCCUUUUUGAGAUUAUGGAAAGUGGUUUUGGUAAGUUAUUGACAAAAUACCAUGCUUUUCAGUUUCUUUAGCUUCCAAAUAACAUAAACCAUAGGUUUAUACAAAGUUAGCAUUUAUUGUUUAAGUCUGACUACUCAUGUUUUGUGCAAAAACAUGAUUGAAUUCAGCUUUUGUGUGAUGUGAAGACUUUUUUGUGUUCACAUAUUAUGAGGAAACUUCCACCAUUCUCUUCAGCUCUUCACUGCCAAAACUCUUGAGACCCCACACUGUUCCUUGGUGAUCUCUGUGUGCCUUUUUUUUGUUGGUGACGAUAUGAUUGACAUCAACUGUAUUGAUAUUUUUGGCAGACAUUGUCCAAAUUUAAGCCAAUCAGGCAUAACGUAAUGAUUUGAAUGAAUUAUUAUACCGCUUACAUAGCAUUAAAACCAGAUUCUGCUUCCAGAAAAUGGUAAAUUAACUUGAUCCAAUUGAGUGAUGUUGCUGUGCAUUACUUUAUACCCCUAAUGUAAGGAUUCUGGGGAAAAUAAAACUAACUGGUUUCCCGAGGGACUGGACACCAAGUGGUUUUUCACUUCAAAUGCCCCAAAGAAUAAAGAGAGAAUCGAAACCAAGGAAUGAAUUACAAAGAAUUUUUUGCACUGAAUGAUUUACAAAGUCCUUUCCGUGUGCAUGUAUUAUCUACAUCUUUUCGUUCACUAGCUGUUGUAUCUUGUUAGCUUGAGCCUCCAUGUUCACGUUAAUUAAAAUGAAAAAUGACAGUAUUUUUUUUGCCCUCUGUUGUGCCCCCUUUCUACCAUGCUUUACUCACGUGCGGUAGUUUUCUGAGCAGGGUACAAAAAAUUGCUGAAUUACAUCAUGAUCAUUUAGUCAAGGCCUUGUGAUCAAGAAUCAUCCAGUGAUAUUCCCUGUUUGGUUAAAUGAAAGUCUAGGGAUAUAGCAAAAUUUUAUGACUUAUUUUGUCAGAAGUGAAGCAACAUAUCUAGGAUGUCACAUUCUUGUCAGGUGGAAGUACCUCAAAAAUUGGCUUCCAUUGUUAGCUGUCCUGCCCUUGAUAAGUGAUUAUUGAAUCUAGUGUGUGAUCCCUAGUCUAUGAUAAAAAUAUCUGUAAGUUGCGAUUUUGCUUUCAUGGCAAUUGCUUGUGUAUUUUCCCUUUGGCUCUUUGUAUGUCAUAGUUAGUUACUUCUAAAGUAAAAACAGUCAAACUGUUUUAAUAUUAUGGCCAUCCACUAACAUGGGUCUUACUUUUAUUGUGUACCUGAAUUUGAUUUGUACUAACUUCUUGUUAUGAACAUUCAAUAAAAUCCACUGAUGCUUUUCAAGUUAUUUUAAUGGUGUUUAAACCUUCUGUUGGACACAGAAGAGGGCAAAUUUAAGUUGUCUUGUCCUAUAAAAUAGUAAUACUCCUUAUGUGCAUGUAUUGUUUAAAUUAGUUAAUCUUUCUGCUCUACAUUAACAAAAAGUUAUGUGUAGUUUUAUUAUAUUAUCAUGUGCAGACCCAUUAAUGAUAGGAAUAUUUUACAGAACGAAAGCUUGAGAACAAUGAGUUGCCUCACAGUGUUUACAUUCGGAGUUAUUCCGCAUCAUCAACAACCUGCCUUGCAUUAAGAAAGUGGAAUUUUACUCUUGCUAGGGUAUGUACAGUACACUGUGCUUUGAUAAUACUUUUAAUGGCCAUCAGAAAAUGAUGAUUCUUUGGUAUAAUGCCAUCCUCGGAGACCCAGGGGCAGAUAGUGGGGGCGAGGGAAAGUCUAAAUGGGCGGAAAAAAUAUGGCACGAAGAAAAGUAAAGAACGGCGAGAAGAGCCCCUGGGGACAAUGUCUUAUCAGACCAGUUCCAAAUGGUCGCUGCCGUUCUGGCUUCUGAUUGGUGCCAGAAAACUUUAACAGUAUUGAAGUCCCUUAUUAAAACAAUUUUUUACAAAUGGUUUUAUUGGGAGAUGGAUCUUUUGUUGAUUAUCAUCAGAGGUGGGUUUUAACUGAGUUGUUAUUCAUUUGACAGGAAGUUCAGAUGAAUGACGAUGAAACUGCAUUAAAUCUUCUUUAUAACCAGGUAUUCUACACAAUUAUUUAAAAUCCAAGGCCCAGUUGUUCAAAGGCUGAUUAGCUCAAACCCAGGGUUAAAUCUUAAUCCACGUUUCUUUUUCGUUUGUUAAAAAGCAUUUUCUCGGAUACAGGGCAGGAAAAAACCCAGGUCCGAUUGCCCACGGCAAGUAAAUGUUAAUCUUGGGCAAGUAAAAAUAGAAUGACGUCAGUGGUCCUGUGAGUCUGUCUGAAAGUGUCAGCUUGGUAAAUGAUAAUUUCCAGACAGAAACUAUUUCUGCAAGUUGAGUGACACAAUUAGUUGACAGGAUGAAUUAAGUUAAAAUCAAAAAGUAAGUUUGGUUGCUUGUGUUACUCCUCUGAUCAUCAUAUUGAUCAAAUCCAGCAGUUACUCUAAUACUUACGAGUACAAGUAAUCUUAUUCACUUUGUCAUUAUCUAUGACCUAUUAUGGACAGUACCUUAGAACUAUAGAUGAUAAGGCAUUGUGUUCCCUUGCGGCAAGUAAUAUUUUAGUGGGGGCAAGUGAAACUGAAAAAUAAUUGCCCACUGGGUAAAAGGAUUUCAAUUUUUUUCCUGCCCUGAGAUAAUUUUCUUUAUUAUUUUUAGAGCAUCCAAUCAUCAAACUGUAGACAACAAGAAUUAACUGAAUUUGCUUUUUAAUUCAAAUUUCACACUAACCCUGGGCUAUUUUAACCCAGCUUUGAAAAACCCAGCCCAGGGCCAGACCUCAACCGUUGACCUGGCCCCAGGCCUACCCAGUGAUUUUCUGCCAGGACUGUGUGCUUUGCUAUUGCUCACUUCAUUAAAUAAUAUUUUCCUUUGGCGUUAAUCAGCGUCUGCAAAACGCCUUACACUGUGGAAAGAUUUGAAAGUGCUUUUCCAGUACAAUGUGGAGGGAAGUGAUAAAGACUUUGAACAAGCAGGUGUAAUGGGUCAGUUUAUCUUGCAGGCAGUUGGUGACUUAAGAAGAAGAACGCUGUUACCUGGGAAAAACUUACAAAAGAUCAAAGAGCUACAGGCUGCCAAUAAGAAAAAAGAAGUAAGUGAAAGAAAAUCUUUUUUUGCAAGCAUAAAACAGCAUGUGAUUAAAUUGUACUCAGUUCAAAAUUACUGCCAAGAAAGCAUAACACAUCUCCUAUGUUUUAAGUACUGGUAGGUACUUUUUGGAUGUAUAGUGAAGAUACGUGUGUACUUUUUCAUGUACAAGUAAGCAUAUUCUAGCCUUCUAGGCUGUAAUAGGACUGAUCUUGCAAAACUCUUUGCUAUUGUCAUGUUAGUAGUACCUAGACUGCAAAACAUUCCGUAUACUUGCGUAGGUCAAGAACGCGCCGGAGUGAGGCCAUACGAAGGUCCUAGAGUGAGGGUGAAAACGGAGCGUGAGACUGGAUAGACGCGCUACGGUCGCGCGCCUCGCGCCUCGCGCCUUGAAAAACCAAUGUUAAGGAAAAACAUCCGACCAUUUUUCAUUCUAAGUGGUACCCUUUGAAAUUAAAGGUGCAUUUGUUUCUGAAACUGUUCUUUGUAGUUGUCUGCUACAUAUUUAAAGUUUCCCGUUGUGUCGUUUGCAGUUUUUGGAUGUUGCGAGGACUUUAGAGGGAUAUGGAACAGUUGUGUUCCCCCACUGCGCUUGUGAUGCAAGAAAAAGUGGCCAUGUUAUUGUGUCAAUAAGUUUAAACAGUUUCCGAUUACAGGCUUGUUCAGAUCAGGGCGAUAAAGAGGUCAGUUUUAGUUAAUCUAAAAUUUACCAGGCAACUUCUUAUCUUAUUACGCCUGCAGUAGAGUUUGUGAUUAGGGAGAGGGUGGUCGAUUGCCCCCCCCCCCCCCAACUCCAUCUUUCGUCUUAUGUCCAGCCUAUUAAUCUUCUACUCUAUUAAGUCUUCCUUCAAAAUCAAAGCUGGCGGCUGCAGGACAUAAUUGAGCGCUCGCUCGCCUGAAACUGCUAUAAUUUAUACAAACUAAGUUAUGAAACUUAUCAUGACUAGAUUGCGAGCAAGCUCUCUGUGGGGUUGCGGGGGGGGGGGGGGCUCUGGGGUGGGGGAAAAGGGAAAGAGAGUUCCCUUCACAAAGUUUGCUCGCAGGGUGAUUCUUUUACUAUGAAGGCAGAUCACCUAGGGUUAUUUUAUGCCCCGAAAAAAUCAAGUUAGAAAGUAAAACCCAAAGUUUCCGUGUAAAUGGCAUUUUCGUCUUAAAUAUUAAUAUGUCUUACCUAAGAACUUCCUGUAACACCUGUUCUUAAAUAAGACACUUCUUAGUUAAGGCGAAGAAAACGUCGUUAUUUAAGCACGCGACGUGUUGGAUACUUGAAAACGGGACCGAAACUAGACGCGAACCAGCUAUACCAGCUGUUCCCGACUUACUUUAGGACGCAUCUAAUUAUUCCUCUCGCAAAUGGUACAGGUAUGACUCUUUGUGUUUGUUUUUCUUUUCUUUUAAGGAUCAGGAACAUACAUUUAACUGGGAGGAUCUGACUAAUUGGGAAGCCGAUGAUGAAGCCAUGGCUUUCUGCUUCGAGUACAGCAAAGGGGGCAAAAAACCAAGAUGGGUGAAAAUUUAUUCACAAUAUGUACGUCGAUAUGUUGAGUUAUCUGCCUGGUUGGUUCUAGAAAGAGAGAGGGAAAGGAAAAGAGGAUUUCCGUCCACGAAAAAAAGCGGAGAGAGCGCGGAGCGCGAAAUAAGGGAGGACACCGCGCUCUCGCGCGUGUCCACUUCUCUUUCCGUUUCUAGUGCCAAUCAUGCCCACUAAUACUGAGGUUUUUUUACUUACUUAGCUUAUUUUUUGUGAAAAAUAAUUUGUUUGUUUGACUUAUCAGACUUUUUACUAAGAUGGCACUGCUACAUGGAGUGUUUUUCAGAGAUAUUAGGCUGAUUUAGCAACAGAACGGGAACGUCAGUUGACGGCGGCGCACGCAGACCAAACAACUGGCUUGACCAUUGGCAGAGCGGCAAAUUGGGCACCUGAAGUCGUGUUUAGUCUUUUCCGCGCGCUUUCCCGUCGUGAACUGACGUUCCCGUCCUGUUGCUAAAUCAGCCUAUUAACAAGCACUCAAAAACAGGGUCGAGCCACCUUAACUUGCGUAUUUCAUUAAACAAGAAAUUUUGCGUAUGUUUCAUCCUCAUCUAACUUGUUACAGUUUCGAUAUACGAAGUUGUAUAAUUAGAGUUUGUGACACUUAAUGUAGGUCUGGAUUCUAUUUAGUUACAUUUCUGUUUUCUUUUAGUUUGCGUUCAUGAACACAUGUGUGAAGAGAGUGAUGGAUGAAAUUGAGUGGAAUAAACAGGUAAAAUUAAUAUAUAUUUAAUCAAUAUAAUAAAUUUAAUUGACAACUUUGAGAACGACUGUGUGACGGCUCAAAAGGACGUCUGCUUAGAAGGCUACACAAUGGGUGCUUUUGACUACAUUGUUCAGGGCUCAAAAUAACGGCCGAUCAACGGACAAUGUCUGGCCAAGAUUGCCAUUUGUCCGUGCAAACUUUAGGCUUGCCUGUCAUUUUGACCGAAGACGUAAAUAAACGACUAGGAAAAAAAACUUUUUCACACUAUUCCUUUUUUUUUUGACUUUUUGUUUUUGCUUUUUAGGUUAGUUCGUUUAAUUUAGUUACUGUGUUAUUUUAAACAUAUUGACCGAGCUGAAAUUUAUUUGGGUGGUUAACACAACCGGCAGCACACCCAAAUUUAUUUUGAGCCUAUUUCCGAUACUUACAAUGUAUAGGACUGGAGGUAGCCUCUUCCUCGGGGGCUUAGAAACUCCCGCGAGACUGGGUAAGUGAUUGACGGGAAACAAGGGAAGCGCAAGGCGUCGUGGUAAGAAGAGGAAACUUCUCGGUACGGUGGGUGGUUAUGAGUUUGAAUCCAGUCAGGAAACCAGUGUUUUUUUUAUCUGUAUCCCGCACUUAUGACGCAAUGAGCAUUUCGUCAUUGUCACGCGUUGUGAUGGUUAAACAGGUUUUUACACUCCACGCGUGUGACUCCUUUUGCGUGUGUUCUUUUCAUAGGACGGUAUUUUACCGUUAUAUCCAAGUCAAAUUGAGGGAAACGGAGAAGUAGAUGAAUCUAACGAUAGCACAGAAUCACAAGACACGGUAGAAAGUGUUUCAUUUUGAUUGCAUAAGUUAUUAUUUCAAGUUUUUUUGUUUGUUUGUUUGUUUGUUUGUUUUCUUGUUGUUGUUGUUGUUGUUGUUACCUGGAUGUACUUCAGUUCUUUUUGGUGAAAUACUGGACUAAGGUGGUGUAGUCGGCUUGUAACCGAGGUUUUACGACGUUUUAACAAGGAUUAUCCUUGUCGAAAUUUAUUUCAUUUUCGGUAGUAAUUAAAAGAGUGGCAAUCAAGUUCAUGUUUUAAGAUGGUGGGUGUCUAUGUCUUCUUUUCUAGAGUGUUAAAGCGACAUCCAUCUCAAAGAGCCACCCAAAGUCUUCUUCAAAAGGCAAUCAGAAAUUUGCGGCUCCUAAAACAACCCCUAAAAACCGACAUUCUGCGAUCGAUGACGAGGAUUUGUGAUUUGCGAACUCAAAUGAAUGAAUAGAUGAUUGGGUUACAGAAAGAGCCGGCUGACGGUCCUGUGGGGACUGGCUGUCCUGUGCAGUCUGGCUAUCAUGUGGUGACUUUUCAGACAAGUGAUGAGACUGUACUGAAUUUCCUCGGAUUAAUCGAGAAUCAUACCAAUAAUAGCCGAUUUUACUGCUUAGUUUGUCUUAAAAGGUUAUACUUAAGGUCUAGAAUCAGUUCUGUAGAACCAUUUUGUAGGAGGAUUACCUUAUGGUUUUGGGAUUAAAUUGGAAAUUUUUUUCACGUGGGGACUUAAAGGUAAUAAUUAGCAAUUAUUCCUCGAGCUCGAAUGGGCUGGCCUCAUGGGCUAUUGACUCAGAGGCCAUGAGGGCGCGAGGAAUAAUUGUUUUGGUAAAAUCCAACUAGUUGGUAAAAAAUAUCGAGACAAAACAACUUUAGCUAGCAAAACACGAUUCAGCCGCCAUUGUUUUGCUUUCAAAGCCGGCGCUUUUCGCUCCUAGGGGGCUAUAAAAUAUAGUCUAGUAGUAGCUCAACCAAUCAGAACGCAGCAUUGAUAAUAGACCACUAGUUGGAUUUUUCUAACUUAGAAUAUAACAUAUGUAGUAAUAUAUACCACUGAUAUUAGUAUUAUAAAGGAAAUAAAGGGAGAGUUAAAGAAUCAACCAUAAGAGGACACAGAAAAAUCUGAGCCCCAGAUGGGAUUCAGAUUUGUUGCUUGUGAUGGGCCACGUGACUGCGUGAUGCAGUUCGCGUGAUGCGGUUCGCAAGUCCAACCCACAAAAAAUGACCAUUGCUCGCCAACGAGUCCUCAGUGGCUCAGAGGUUAGAGCAUCCGAUCUAGAACACGGAGGGUCGUGGGUUCGAAUCCCAGCUGGGGCUCCGAUUUCUUCUAUGUCCUCUUAUGGUUGAUUCUUUAAUUCUCCAUUUAUUUCCGUUAUAAUAAUAUAUAACUAAGUUUCUAAGUUGCCAAAUAUCGGUAUUUUCUAGUAACAAGGACAGACGGCACCUAGUAUACUGGCUGCCAAGUCAAGUAAAAUAGAUAGAUCUAGUACUGUUCAGUGAAUAGAUUACAAGUACUGCAGAGGUAAUGUAACUUGAGCCUUCUGUACUAGAUGGACAAAGCAAACAAACUACCCCAGGGUCUGGUAGUGUGUGGAUGUUUCAACGGCUGGUUCCGAGCCUGCGAAAUUGAGAAUCAAAUAAUAUAACAGUUUUCCACUGUUAUUCAAACUCGACAUUUUUUUUUUACUAUGAUGAGUGAAUUUUUUAUUCCCGUGAAUUAACGAAAUUAGUAUGACGCAAAAUCAAUAUUAGUAAACAUAACUUACUUGUCCCUAAGCUCUUUUGUUGGCGUUGGGAGUUGUGAUAGAUACAAUUUAGUAACCCUGAGGCUACCAAAAUAUUGAAGCUGGUACAAAUAUUUUGGGGGUCACUUUGAGGAGGCGGACAUGAAAAUUUUGGGGGGAUUUUCAAAAUACAAAUUGUAGUUUACAGUGUAGCUAGAGUUCAAGCCCAGUACCUCAAAACGAGAGGAACGUUCCCGCCAACCUCACCACCGAGUUCGCUUUACAAUCUCCAUAAAAACUGUUCAUUAAUGUAUUUGUGGUGCAGAACAAGCGUCCGAGUUUCUCUACACCUUCUUAGCCUUUAUCCCGACAUUAAUUCAUGGUUAAUGUAGCUGUUGUAGCUGAUCUAAACCAGGCUCAGGAGCUCAUGUCAUGCAUGGUAACCAGAAUUCUAUCAUGAUGUAAUCUUGUGUCCAGCUAUCUGACGUACAGACGGACACCAGGGAGAUCUGAUUGUCAGAUAACUCGUAAACAGGUUCUGCCGUCUUGAAUUGAUCCCAAGAAAUUUCUACGUGUGACUGCGGUGAAUUGCGGACAGCCUUGUGGCGAGUCGAAACGAGUCGAAACAAAAAGCUGGAAUAAUUUUUGGUUUGUGACUGUUAUUUUUCUGAACCUAAUCACCUUCUAUUACAUUGUAGUGAGGGCUGGGUUACUGUCGGGAAUUUCCCUUACGUUUGCUACCGACUACUAGCAACCUACUGUAAACUGUGCCAGCAAGAACACUUUUUACUGUCACGAAGAAAAUGUAAAUUAGAAAUCGACAGUCUUAGAAGUCUAUAUAAAAAGGUAAAUAUACAGUGAGAACCGUGGGUUGUUUGUUGUGUUUAUCUGUCAUAUGUAAGCACGUCUUUCCUCAGUUUUAAAUAUUUUUUAUAGCCUUGUUUUCUCAACUAUGUGUAUACUGUUUCCCGAACUGCCUAGAUAGUCUCGAGGAUAGUCUUAGCAUUUUUUGUAACAUAUGCGUUUACUGAUGAAACCGUUACAGCGAAAAAUGUUGGGAAACUGUUUUGAUUAAAAAAUGUCCCUGUC